Rhopalosiphum padi (bird cherry-oat aphid) is the source of this 1306-nucleotide messenger RNA. Its product is annotated as elongation of very long chain fatty acids protein AAEL008004-like. NCBI's taxonomy places the organism in Eukaryota, Metazoa, Arthropoda, Insecta, Hemiptera, Aphididae. Gene Ontology annotation, biological process: sphingolipid biosynthetic process; very long-chain fatty acid biosynthetic process; fatty acid elongation, polyunsaturated fatty acid. Gene Ontology annotation, molecular function: fatty acid elongase activity. Gene Ontology annotation, cellular component: endoplasmic reticulum membrane. Bases 217 to 1053 code for a protein of 278 amino acids. The transcript is spliced from 8 exons. The record is from RefSeq and is a predicted model, not a curated record.
AUAAAUGUAAUCAUGUCUUAGAAUUAAAUAUUUAUAUUCAGUUCUUCGUUAACCGUUCUUAUCAAUAGGUAGUGAUCCAGUUAAACUAUACAAUUUGUUAAUUUUAUAACGUAGUUUUACUUUAAGGCGGCCAUCCAUUGACGGAUGGCAAACGGAUUGAAAUACAUUUGAAAUCCAUUGAAAUCAACGUUAAAUCAAAGCCGACAAUAAACGAUCAUGGCGAACAUAACUGACAGCCACUUCAUUGUGGAAGCCAAAAAUCAGUUUUUCAACUUAUUGGAGAAAGAAUUAGUAUUCGACACCGAAGUCGAUUCGUGGUUUUUAAUGAAAUCGCCGUUGCCAGUGUUUUCCAUCGUAGCAGUUUAUUUAUUGUUCAUUUUAAAAAUCGGUCCAGAUAUGAUGAAGAACCGUGAACCAUUCCGACUCAAACACAUAAUGUUAGUUUACAAUCUUUUUCAAACAACUUAUAAUGCAUUUAUACUGUAUUGGAUAUUUUUUACACCUGGAGGGUUGUCAAGCUUGUGGAAUCAUUCGUGUCAUCCAAUUGAAAGAAGCAAAAAUACAUUCUUAUUAUAUGAGUUGAAUAAAGGUUCGUGGUACUUUUUCAUCUCAAAAGUCGUCGAUUUGUUGGAUACGAUAUUCUUCGUUUUAAGAAAAAAACAGUCCCAAGUUACGUUUUUACAUGUAUACCAUCAUUCAAACAUGGUCAUCACGUGUUGGGCAUAUUUGAGGUUUAUUAAAGGCGAACAAGCAACAUUACCCGGAGGAAUCAAUUCGUUUAUUCACACUAUCAUGUACUUCUAUUACUUCCUCGCGGCAUUAGGCCCACAAAUGCAACCUUAUUUGUGGUGGAAGAGAUAUUUGACUAGAAUGCAAAUUAUUCAAUUUGUAAUUGUUUUACUCUGGUAUAUAGGACUAGUCUGUUUUAAUUGCGAUUAUCCGAAAAUUUACAUUUAUUACAUGUUUGCGAAUGUAACUCUCUUCCUAUACUUAUUCUCGUUGUUUUACAAAAAAACGUACACCAAAAGCCCGAAAACUGUAAAAUCGAAUUAAAUAUUAAAAAAAAAUACAUAAUUAUUGUAAUAGAUAGCCAGUAUGAAUCUAUAAUAUCUAUGUACGAGAGAGUGAUAUAUUGUGUAGUUUUCUAUUUUUACAAAACAUAACAUGUAAAUAUGUUUAGUGUUUGAAAUUUAGUUGCUGUAAAUAAGUAUAAUUUAUUAAUUUAUGACGUAUAAAUAUCAAAAAUAAGAUGUACUACAUCAAUAAGUGUAAAAGAGUAAAUUAUUAAAUUAUUUUAAAUACAUUA